Messenger RNA from Mycosarcoma maydis (corn smut), 1716 nucleotides. RefSeq lists its product as uncharacterized. The coding region runs from base 1 to 1716 and encodes 571 amino acids. NCBI's taxonomy places the organism in Eukaryota, Fungi, Basidiomycota, Ustilaginomycetes, Ustilaginales. The transcript has a single exon. The record is from RefSeq and is a predicted model, not a curated record.
AUGCCCGGCUACGCUGAGAUCUACGCCGAACUUCUUUACCUGGGAGGUGAAGGCUAUCCACUCUGGUAUCCAUCCGCACUGCGCCUCGGUGACGUCGGCUAUAUUCGAGACGGCUCAUUCAAACAACUCUACAACAUCGUAGAUGGGCCUGGUACUCAGUCCGAUGCCGCUAGCCUUCUUACGGCUAUUCAUUCCGAUCGUUCCCCCUCGAGCGAACAUGGACACGGUGAAUCAAGUGCCAAGAAAGCGAGGUUGAAUCUACAUGACCCAGUCGGUGCCCCGACCGAUCCAGUCAGCCCGUCUCCCAGCUCUUCAUUGGCAGCGUCCCCUUUGAUCUCCUCGGUGUCUGUGGGAAUGUCCAGAUCUCACAGUUCGGAGCCGCUGCUUCCACACUCAGCUCAAAAAGGCUCUCCCACUUUCUUGCACAGGAGGUUCCAUUCCGGUACGCCUCCCGAACCUUCUCAACCCCCAGGGCGCUUCGAAGUUAGAGAAUUAGCUACCAGCCCCCCAUUCCACAUGGGUCCACGCAUGUCUUCUAGCUUCCGCUGUCUCGGUGUGAAUGGAGACGCUUCUGUACCAAGCUCGCCUGCCAACGUCAAGAUUGGUUUCGAGAGCUCGGGCGGCGACGGCGCAAUCCUCAUCCCUCGAGAUCCAACCGAAAUUACUGAGCUCGAUGACCUUGGCGAGCUCAAAGCCUACGUCAAGAAGCAUUACGAGUGGAUGUACCAGACGUACGGUGAAGCCAAGUCUAUCAAAACGAAAGAUCUCACCCUGAUCUACAAGCAAUAUCGCACCUCCGACUGGGCCAUGGCUGUGAUCUGCCAUGGAGACAAGCGUGUCAAGGCCGAGUUUGAAGUUUUUGGCAGCGUUUCGGCAGGUUUCUGGGGCAACUGGUCGAGUGGGGUUACCGCCUCCCAGCGAGGUCCACACCGACCUCAACGCGCGAGAGACACCCAUAAUUACGGCCAGGGUAAGCCUCCUGCCCUUCUUCAGCGACACGGCAAGGGCAACAGCAGCUUGGGUGUGAGCAUUGACGGUGGUCUCAAUCACCAGUCGUUCUCCUAUGCAUCCUCUUCAUCGAAAGAAUCUGCUUACAAUGGUCUAGGUCGACGCUCUCGUAAGGAAAAUACAGCAGACAGCUCUCCUAAACCGAUGGAUCAGACCAUUUUGAUCAAUCGGCUCACAGUCUCUUCUGUUCUUGGCUUCUUGCCCGUGCGUAUCAAAGCGGCAGCUGAACCUCGUGAUCCAGACAUGGAUCGCGACCAAGACCACGGGUCUGAUGCAGUGAGCGGACAGGAUGGAAACCAAGGUGGGGAUGACGAUCCGGGCAAGAGGAAUCACUGGAGUGACGAUCCGUUGGAGGCGUUGCACGAUUGGAUCCACAAGCACGGCGGUGCACAGAUCAAGGUAUCGAUCGCUACGGACGACGAUUGCCUUCAGCUGCUUCGGCAGCUGGGCCAGAGGUAUGCCUCAAAAUUUGGACUUCGGGCAGCUGUGCGUACGGCUGCCGACCGGUUUGCCCGCAUCUCGGUCGACGAAGCGGGGUUCGCAACCGUUUCGAUCAGCCGUGUACCCUUUAAAGCUUCGAAACUUGUUUCUACUCCAUCGGCAGCACUCGAUCCCUCACCGAAGACUACCGCAGCUGAUCAUGACACACAAUUCGACCUCAGACAGGGAGAACAUGGCUCAAAGUACGACUGUCGAUGUGAGACGUAG